Molecule: messenger RNA, 1828 nt
Organism: Tarenaya hassleriana
Lineage: Eukaryota; Viridiplantae; Streptophyta; Magnoliopsida; Brassicales; Cleomaceae
Product: protein disulfide-isomerase 5-4
Exons: 15
Coding region: 98-1540 (480 amino acids)
Cellular component (GO): COPII-coated ER to Golgi transport vesicle; endoplasmic reticulum
Source: RefSeq, a predicted model, not a curated record
AUAUUAAAAACCGGAGAUAAAUCGUACUGUAGAUUCUAUAGAUGUCAACAGCUCUUCCUCCGUUGAUUCUUCCUCGUCAACGAGAUUUCUUCCGAAGAUGAUCUCCUCGAGCAAGAUCAAAUCCGUAGACUUCUACAGGAAAAUCCCGAGGGACUUGACAGAGGCGACGCUGUCAGGUGCUGGACUGUCCAUUGUAGCCGCCCUCUCUAUGCUAUUCCUUUUUGGAAUGGAAUUGAACAAUUAUGUGGCUGUCAGCACUACCACAUCCGUUAUUGUUGACAAGAGUUCUGAUGGAGAAUUCUUGCGCAUCGAUUUUAACCUAAGCUUCCCGGUACUUUCAUGUGAAUUCGCAUCUGUGGAUGUCAGUGAUAUAUUAGGAACUAACAGGCUAAAUAUAACAAAAACAAUUCGCAAGUUUCCUAUUGAUUCGGAUCUAAGACCCACUGGUCCUGAGUUUCAUGCUGGGACUGUUUUGAAUUUCAUUAAGCAUGGAAAUGAUGUUGAUGAAGAAGCAAUUGAAGGUUCCAUACCACUAAGUAGCAACAACUUUGACGAAUUUUCACAUCAAUACUCCGUUUUGGUUGUAAAUUUUUAUGCUCCAUGGUGCUAUUGGAGUAAUCUCCUGAAACCAUCAUGGGAAAAAGCAGCAAAACAAAUAAAGGAAAGAUAUGACCCAGAGCUUGAUGGACGUGUUAUUUUGGGGAAAGUUGACUGCACCCAAGAAGCUGAUCUUUGUCGGAGGCAUCACAUACAAGGGUAUCCUUCUAUUCGCAUUUUCCGUAAAGGCAAUGAUGUUAGAGAGGAUCAUGGACAUCACGAGCAUGAAUCCUAUUAUGGAGAUCGUGAUACAGAGAGCCUAGUAAAGAUGGUGGAAAGUUUGGUUGAGCCAAUCCAGCUGGAGUCUGAGAGGUUAGCAUUGGAAGAUAAAUCAGACAAUUCAGCGAUAGGUCUGAAAAAAGCUCCUUCAACUGGAGGAUGCCGUAUUGAAGGAUAUGUGCGUGUAAAAAAGGUCCCGGGAAACCUUAUAGUGUCAGCACGAUCUGGAUCUCAUUCAUUUGAUUCUUCUCAAAUGAACAUGUCCCAUGUCAUCAACCAUCUCUCCUUUGGCCGGAGUAUUUCACCUCAGACUAUGAAAGACCUAAAGCGCCUGGCACCUUAUCUUGGUCGGAGCCAUAACCGCUUGGACGGCCGUUCAUUCAUAAAUCACCGUGAUCUCGGGCCUAAUGUUACUAUCGAACACUAUCUUCAAAUAGUGAAGUCGGAAGUGAUAAAGAGCCACGGACACUCAUUACUCAUCGAGUACGAGUACACAGCACAUAGCAGUGUGGCUCACAGCUUCUACUUACCGGUCGCUAAAUUCCACUUCGAGCUCUCUCCCAUGCAGGUUCUAAUUACGGAGAACACAAAGUCGUUCUCACAUUUCAUCACCAAUGUAUGCGCCAUUAUCGGCGGUGUCUUCACGGUCGCCGGAAUCUUGGAUUCGAUUUUCUACAACACGAUCAAACUGGUGAAAAAGAUUGAAAUCGGCAAAAGCUUUUGAUAGGGGAGGCUGAGGAGCUUAUAUUUAUUGCCACGUGAGGUUGGGCACGGAAUUGGUUACCCAGAUAUUUUAGGAUAUUCGAAUUUAGUAUUUAAAUGUUUGGGAUAAGGAUUACAAUCUGAUUUCAUAUCCGUAGGGUGCUGAGUAUAGAAAUUUCCGGUAUCCGAAUCCGAAUUUUAGGGAAAAAAAUUUAAGGAUAAUUUUGUAAUUUUUAAUAAAUAUUAAAGUGUUUUGUAAUAAUAGAAUGAGUAAUUUUGUGUAUUAUUGAAAAGUAUAUGGUCGAAUAUC